Molecule: messenger RNA, 234 nt
Organism: Lathyrus sativus (Indian pea)
Lineage: Eukaryota; Viridiplantae; Streptophyta; Magnoliopsida; Fabales; Fabaceae
Source: the annotation of a GenBank genome assembly
AUGGAUACCUUGUGCAACAAGCUUUCAACUAUUUGGAAGUUCAUUGAAAAAUGGGGAGUUACCUCUUUUGGCAAAGAAUUUUACGAGUUUUCUUUCUCAUUCAUCGUGGAUUUGCAAACUGUGAGAGCCUCGAGGGCAGUUAAUAUAGCACCCGGUGUUCUUAAACUAUUUACCUGGACUAAGGAUUUUAAUCCAAGCUUACAACAACAAUCAACAACUCAGGUGUGGAUCUAA